AUGUCUUCUAUCACUACCUUCCCUGCCCCAUUCAGCGGCAAGUGGAAAGCCGGCCAUUGGCAGGCGCCGGGAUAUGCCGGCAAAGGGCCUCUACAGCGCCUGGCCCAUCUGAACGACAUGCUGGGCAAAGCUCACGACCACCACAUGGCCGAGAAGGCCAACAACCAGUUGGCUCUAGACGAGCUGCACACCACCAUGAACGCGCCGCCGUACGUCUGCGCAGUCUGGGUGGAGGAACAGUUGGCUGCCGCGGCGGCUGCUGCUGCUCUGUCCGAGGAGGGUAAGAAGGAGAAGGAGUGUCGGGAGGAGGGCUUCUCCUCAGUGACUCCAAGCUCUCUUCCAGAGCAAGGUGCUUCUGCGAGAUCCUCUGAGAGUUCGAACUGCCGCUUCUUGCAGUACCUGCAGCUGCUCGUGUCUUCUCAGAAGGCGCUACCUCCUCCCACUCUGGCAGAAGUAGAAUUUCUGCCUGAAAACCACAUCACCGACACCGCCCGUGCCAUCACGUCCCUCGCCCACACAAACGAAUACCCUAUCAUCCACAGGCCUGAUGAUGACGCCGCCCCGGUUGCUCUUGUCAACAUUCCAAAGGGCUCCACCAUAUACCGUGAGCCUGCUUGGCUCAAUCUGCCUUUGCCUCUCGACCCCACGGUCAUCCUCGCUCAGUACGACACCCUCUCUGCUAGCGAUCAGACACUCUACGACUCUAUGGGCCACAACACCAACACAAACUUCAUCAAGAAGAAGUUUCCUAACAUCGAGGAAACCCAUCCCGCUGUUGUGGAUUCAAGCACCAAAGAGCACGCUAUCAUCGCGACCUGGCUCACGCAUCAGGACCCUGGCGUACACCUUCCCAACGCCCCCGGCACCCGCAACCAGGACAACACGAGCAUCUAUGCGCACCUUCACAAGCACGUCCGGCCAUCUUGCGCUCCGAACUGCAACCUCGUCCGCGACGAGCGCUAUGGCAGCUUGGUCCUCCGUUCCGCCCGCGCCAUCGCCCGCGGCGAGCUGCUCACCUACUCCCCAAUCCCCGACUACCCUCUGCUCACGCAUGCCGCACGCGCGCGCAAGCUUGAGGACGAGAGAGGUAUCUCGAUGUGCGACUGCGACCUGUGCUGCCAGCUACUUCCUCCUGCCACUUCUUCUUCACCCGCCGGCGCAGAUGGCGCUGUCUCACCUGAUAACAAGAACGAAAAGGGCAAGGACGCCACCGCCGCCGAUAGCAACGCCAGCAGCACAGCCAACCCCGACGCCAUCCCGCACACAGCCCGCCUCAUCAUCGAAUCCCGCCGCCUCCAAGCCUCGUUCCACUGGGCCGCGUGGCGCAUCCUACGCCAGCCCUCCUGGUCCCCCUCCAGUACCCCCACUCCGUCGCCCGCCAUCGACAGCCGCCCUAGCGCACAAACAAUCGAGGCGCUCGCGCUGCAGGUAGACGAGCUUCUCGGUGGCCCCGAAGGCGGCGCCGUUAGCCCUGUCCAGGCCUGGUUCCGCUGCGACGCCUCGUACGCGCUGCAGGAGGCGGGCGACUACCGCGGCGCCGAGCGCUGGGCGCGGAUGGAUUUGGAGGCGGAUGCCGUGUUGUUGGGACUGGGCCAUGAGGGGUGUUGGGUUUCGCGGAUGAGGGUGGAGCAGGUGAGGGAGUUAGUGUAG
Messenger RNA from Lasiodiplodia theobromae, 1650 nucleotides. RefSeq lists its product as uncharacterized. NCBI's taxonomy places the organism in Eukaryota, Fungi, Ascomycota, Dothideomycetes, Botryosphaeriales, Botryosphaeriaceae. Bases 1 to 1650 code for a protein of 549 amino acids. The transcript has 2 exons. The record is from RefSeq and is a predicted model, not a curated record.